Procambarus clarkii (red swamp crayfish) is the source of this 1019-nucleotide messenger RNA. NCBI's taxonomy places the organism in Eukaryota, Metazoa, Arthropoda, Malacostraca, Decapoda, Cambaridae. The record is from RefSeq and is a predicted model, not a curated record.
AUUGCCCUCAGGAUGGGAAAAAUUAAGAUAGUAGGCAAAACUGAAAAAUCGAAAACUGGUGUUUUUCUAAGCACACGUGAAACUUUGUGCGAAGAAUAUGUUUAUAUCUAUCAAGCGUAUAAACGAAUGUCCUUAUGUAUAUACAAUCACACGUUGUAAAGUGUGCAAUUGUGAGCAUGUGUGUCUCUAUAUAAGGUAUACGAAUGAUCACUGAAAUAUGUUUAGCGUUCUCUCUCUUUUCCAGGUGUGAUGUCCCGGGGGUCACGAGGUCAGCUGGGCUCCCCCAGCCUCCCCAACUAUGAUAUGGCCUCCACUCCACUCUUCGACGACCCCAUGGACGUUGUUAUUUUCGACACUACCGUCGAGUUCCUGCCAGGCAAGACAAGGACUCGGACGGCUCUGAACGCCGUAGCUCACGUAGAAAAUCUUAAAGAGUUGAUGCUCGAAUCCAGAGAAAAUCAUGUUCCCCUAUCCGGAUCAUCUCUUGCUGAAACUUCCAACGACUUUCGCCACGCUGAAUCAACCACUCUUGCCCACAGUUGCUACCAGAUGACGGUGGAACUCGAGUCACCCUCUGAGGGCCUAGGUGGACCGCCUCUGGAUGGCCACUUCAUUGCGGAGCAAUUGGACCAGGAGUCUUCUAUGGUAUCUGUGUUUCGCGCCUUCAGGUGCAUGGAAGGGGACGAGGACCUCCCGCAGAAGGAUCCACGGUUCCUGCCAUUGGAGGUUCGCCGACCACAACGCCCAAGACCUGGACUAGGUUCUAGUAGCCGGCAUUCUUCAGGAUAUUUCCCGGUGUCGCAAGAUGUUACCAUCGACUAUUGAAUGAUUCCUGUCUCACUUUAUAUUUACCGUCUGAUAAUAAAUAGUUAAUUAUAUUGUUCCUCAUAUUUGAGAUCAAGUUACAAGGGUAGUGAUCUAAUUAUUGUACUGAGGUUAACGUUACUGGACAACGAUGUCAUUGUUGCUUCGUUGGUAAAAAAAAAAUGCCCAAGUUGAGUACGUUCACACAUACAUAA